AUGUGGAGACCACUGUCCGCGAUCGUCUUUCUCAUGGCGAUCUGCCUACUAACUGCCUAUGACGACUACAGCUACGUUGGUUUGAUGCAGUCCCUGGAUGAACUGGCACAACACCACCGCGAUCGGAUCACACUAAGGGAAGUGGGUAUAACGUAUCAGGAUCGUUCCCUAAUACUCGCCAUGAUAACGAACGGAGAUGGGCGACUGGGAAAGAGGGUGAUAUUCGUGGUUGCCGCUUUGCAUGGCGAUUGGAUGUCCGUCCGUGCCGCCUUCAAAACCAUCAAAGACUUGGUGCUAGAUUUCCAGGACAAUGCCGAUCUUCUGGCCGAUUUCGAUUGGCACAUUAUGCCACUGGCGAAUCCGGAUGGUUACGAGUACUCUCGCAAAUUGACUUCGAAUUUUAGGUGGAGUAAAACAAGGACAAGGAAUAACGUCGACUGCAUCGGCACCAAUCUAAACAGGAACUUUGACGUGGGCUGGGGAGUCGGUUUUCCGGAGCUACACGAUCCUUGCGAUCAGAAUUAUGCGGGCAGUGCACCAUUCUCAGAGGUGGAGGCACGUACAGUGCGCGACAUAAUGCAGAACCUGAUAAAAAGUGAGCGAGGCGUCAUGUAUCUUUCCUUGCACACGUUCCUCCGUUCGGUUAUCUAUCCUUGGGUCUAUAACAGUACAUGGGUGCCAAAUCAAGGGGAAAACAUUGAAAUCGCCAAGUUCGUGACCGAUCAAAUAUUUAUAAGAACUGGAAAAGUAAAAGCAGUGGGAGUUCAAUAUGGCAGAAAAUCCGGUGAUACCAGCAUCGAUUACGCCUUUAAAAUGGGAUUUCCCUUAUCGUUUGCCUGUGAGAUGUCGGGAUUGGACCGAGUUAAUAAUUUGGUGAUUUGUAUACGAGCCUUUGGCAAGAAGGCCAUUGAAAAGUAUCCACCCUCCAGGCCAAUACAUCAGUCCGAGGAACACAGACCUACCAAAAAUUCAGCAUCACGGAAUUGGGACUUAGCUCCCGUGCUCUAA
This is a messenger RNA of Drosophila rhopaloa, 1008 nucleotides long. RefSeq names its product carboxypeptidase B-like. The record is from RefSeq and is a predicted model, not a curated record. Gene Ontology annotation, molecular function: zinc ion binding; metallocarboxypeptidase activity. NCBI's taxonomy places the organism in Eukaryota, Metazoa, Arthropoda, Insecta, Diptera, Drosophilidae. Bases 1 to 1008 code for a protein of 335 amino acids. The transcript has 3 exons. Gene Ontology annotation, biological process: proteolysis.